Messenger RNA from Myxocyprinus asiaticus (Chinese sucker), 1413 nucleotides. RefSeq names its product zona pellucida glycoprotein d (gene zpd). Lineage: Eukaryota; Metazoa; Chordata; Actinopteri; Cypriniformes; Catostomidae. The record is from RefSeq and is a predicted model, not a curated record. Gene Ontology annotation, biological process: neutrophil migration. The transcript has 6 exons. Gene Ontology annotation, cellular component: apical plasma membrane; cell surface. Bases 135 to 1160 code for a protein of 341 amino acids.
UGUGUCGCCAAACAGGAGAACAUGUAAAUGUGCAUUUGGUUACUUUGGAGAUCUUUGUGACCAGGGUAAAAGAGUUUAUCCAAAGUCUCCGAAUUCAUGUUGUUUUAAUCACCAAUUUAAAAUCACUGAAUGGAAUGUUUCUUUUUAAAGUCGCAACAGUUAAUGUAACGUGUGGGAAAGACUUCAUGUCCAUCCUAGUGGGCGAAGAGUUCUUCAAGUACCACAAAGUGGACGUGGACUCCGUUCAUUUAACAAACACUACCUGUCGUGCACACAAAGAGGAGAUCAAUGGAUCGUCUUUCUUCGCAGUGCAAACACCAAUGCUCCAGUACACUGUCUGUGGAGGUAAACCUCUUGAGAAAAACAUAACGCAUGUUGCAUACUCCCUAACACUGAUGUCUGACCCAUCUAUCAAUGGGGAAAUUGUGCGAAGUCCAGCUGUUCAGAUCGAGUACAAAUGUGUCUAUCCAUACAUCCGUAGACUCAGCCUGGCAUUUCCUAUCUUCUCUUACUCCAGUGAAGUAAUGUUCAAGGUGGAUGAGGUGGAUGCCAGGGUGGAAAUGAGUUUGUUCAAAGAUCACACAUACACCGAGGCUUUCACCAGUGCACCUACAAUAAAGCUCAGCGAUCAAGUCUAUGUCCAGAUCCAAGUCACAGAGCCAGAAGACUUUUUCCAUCUGAAAGUGAAUGAGUGUUGGGCCACUCAAACAGCUCAGUCUCAUGACAAAUCAGGCUUUACCCACACACUGCUGGCAAAUGGGUGUGCAAGUGACAAAACGACUUCAUUCGUAAAACACUCGGCUCAAGAAAGGGGAAAUGGCGAGGGAUCGACUGUCCGAUAUUCCUUUGAUAUGUUUCGUUUUGAAAGCGAGCCCCACGGUUUCUACCUGCACUGUACUGUACAUCUUUGUACAGCAGAGGAUAAAAAUUCUUGUAUUUCUGAGUGUAAAUCUGUAUCCAAAAGGGAGGUGGUUUUGAAUGAGCAGGCACAAAACCUCCUGUCUUACGGACCAAUCAAACGUGAGGUCCCAGAUAGGCCCAUGCCAAAUAUCCUGGCAUUGGUAAUUCCGUUGGGAGUGAUUUGGACUCUGGGCAUCUUCCUUCUCAUCCUGAUCAGCAUCGCUAAGGCUGGAAUUAGACGACACAUGCCAAAUAGUUAAAUAAACUUGCUGUUCUGCAGCACAUAGUUGGGGGGGGGGAACUGUAACCAAGUAUGCACUGCUAACCUUUGUAAUGUUGGAGAGAAAAUCGAGUGGUCUUUAUCCAGCAAUUGUUUUAUUUUAUUCACAUCAUCUUGAACGUGUUGUCCUGAGAUGGGCAUUGAUUAAUCAAAUUGGCUUCUACUUUAUUUUUGUUUCCAUAAGAAACAUUUACAGUACUGAAUAUGAACACAAGGUGGCAGUGGGGAUUAAA